Messenger RNA from Papilio xuthus (Asian swallowtail), 1815 nucleotides. It is a transcript of the gene Arp1, whose product is annotated as Actin-related protein 1. Bases 119 to 1249 code for a protein of 376 amino acids. The record is from RefSeq and is a predicted model, not a curated record. Lineage: Eukaryota; Metazoa; Arthropoda; Insecta; Lepidoptera; Papilionidae. The transcript is spliced from 9 exons.
CAUAUUUAUGUCAUGUAAGGAAAUGAAAGAAUUGUAAAAGUCCGAACGAAUGCGGAUUUUAUAGUUAAAUAAACUAAACAACCAGUAUUUAUAUUUAUUCUCAUUAGUUAAGGAUAAAAUGGAGCUCAACGAUGUUAUAGUAAACCAGCCCGUGGUUAUAGAUAAUGGCUCUGGAGUUAUAAAAGCAGGUUUCGCCGGUGAUCAAAUACCGAAAUGUCGCUUUCCGAACUAUAUCGGGCGUCCGAAACAUGUAAGAGUCAUGGCGGGAGCUUUAGAAGGAGAGUUAUUCGUGGGCCCUCGCGCUGAGGAGCACCGUGGCCUGCUCAGCAUCAAAUACCCUAUGGAACAUGGGAUAGUCACCGAUUGGAAUGAUAUGGAAAGAGUUUGGAAUUAUAUUUAUAGUAAGGACCAACUAUCAACAUUUGCGGAAGAGCACCCAGUUCUAUUAACGGAAGCACCUCUGAACCCACGUCGUAAUAGAGAAAAGGCAGCGGAAGUAUUCUUUGAAACAUUCAAUGUGCCCGCUUUAUUUUUAUCUAUGCAGGCUGUACUUAGUUUGUACGCGACAGGUCGUACGACAGGCGUGGUACUAGACUCAGGAGACGGAGUCACCCACGCUGUACCGAUUUACGAAGGGUUUGCGAUGCCUCACAGCAUCAUGAGGGUUGAUGUAGCUGGUAGAGAUGUCACCAGGUAUUUGAGACUGUUAUUACGUAAAGAAGGUGUAAAUCUUCGUACAUCAGCUGAGUUGGAGAUAGUCAAAGCUAUCAAGGAACGAGCUUGCUACCUCUCACCCAAUCCGUUGAAGGAGGAGACAUUGGAUUCAGAACGGGCUCAGUAUACUCUGCCUGAUGGGACAUUACUUGAGAUAGGCCAAGCGAGAUUCAGAGCUCCGGAGGUACUUUUCAGACCUGACCUCAUCGGUGAAGAAUGUGAAGGUCUCCACGAAGUACUAAUGUUCUCUAUACAAAAAUCUGAUAUGGAUUUACGUAAAGUUUUGUACCAGAACAUUGUGUUAAGCGGUGGGUCAACUCUCUUCCGUGGAUUUGGUGAUCGUCUCCUCGCGGAGAUACGAAGACUCGCACCUAAAGAUAUGAAGAUCAGGAUCUCAGCACCGCAAGAGCGACUUUACUCAACAUGGAUCGGGGGUUCGAUUCUCGCGUCACUCGACACAUUCCGUAAAAUGUGGGUAUCUAAACGAGAGUACGAUGAAGAGGGACAAAGAGCGGUCCAUCGCAAGACUUUCUAAACGCUUUUAGACUCUGUUUCCACUAAGCGAUUAGUCACUGACGCGUAAAAAUGACGCACGUCUUUAAAUUCACAUUUAGAAGCUUAUAAAUAAUAAAAAAAAACUAAUAAAAAAGAAUAGUAGUAAAUAAUUAUAAUAAAGAGUUCAAUUAAAUGAUAGACUAACGACAAUUUAUGCUAAAAAUCAUAGUAAAACACCCUUUAUCUCAAAUAACUAUAGAACCUGCAAAUAUCAGGAAACAAUUUUCAAAGAUAUGUGUGAAUUCAAGGUAGAACAAGCACAGCUCCAUCCGCCACGUUCCAUCUUCCAAAUUAGCGAAAAGUGUAUUCUGUAAGUUUUGGUCCAUGGUCUCUGCCUACCCCUCUGGGUUGUAGGCGUGAUUGCAUAGUUGUGUGUAUUUUAAAAUAAUGGCCGUGAUGUUUCUUUAUUUACUUAAUUUAUACUUUCAAUUGAAACUAAGGAUUGUUUUGGUUUUUCAAUAGUGGAAAUAUUGCACUUCAUCAUCAGCUCACUAUACGUCCCCAUUGAGGGGCUCGAAGCCUACACUAAGUUAAGGUUGAUUAGGC